UCGCGGUAUUCAGGCGGUCAAUGCCUGAUAGGAAUAAUGGCCGCCUUCGUAGCAAUGGCUGGAACGGGGAACAACACAAGCGGCAUACCGGAGCGUUUUAGCUGACCAGGAACAGCGUAAAUUACUGGGCACCCCCUUCUACCCGGUUUUCAGAACGGAUGGGUAGAGGGGGUUUUGCCAAAGGACAAAAGAAACGAAAGAGACUCGGAGGGAAGAGGAGGGACGCUAACGCUGCCUUUAUAGCUAGCACUAGCUAGCUAGUUGUCGCUGCCGGGGAAGAAAUCCGCGGAGUCGUGACAACCGUGCGUCGGAACGGGUGAAGGAAACAGCAGUUGAACGCUGGAGCGUGUGAUCAAACAUCUGGCUAAGCGCUAAUAUGAGUGGACCCGGACAGGACAGUGAGCCAGAGGCCAAAGUCCUUCUCAUCAAGCGACUCUACAGGGCUGUGGUGGAGACUGUGCACAAGCUAGAUGUCAUCAUCGGCAGCAAAUCGUCCUACAGAGAAGUCUUCAAGCCGGAGAACAUCAGCCUUCGCAACAAGCUGAGGGAACUUUGUGUGAAACUGAUGUUUCUGCAUCCAGUGGACUAUGGCCGCAAGGCCGAAGAGCUGCUGUGGAGAAAGGUUUACUAUGAAGUCAUUCAGGUUAUCAAGACCAACAAGAAGCACAUCCACAGUCGCAGUGCUCUGGAGUGUGCCUACAGAACUCACCUGAUAGCCGGCGUGGGUUUCUACCAACACCUGCUGCUCUACAUCCAGUCACAUUACCAGCUGGAGCUGCAGGAUUGCAUUGACUGGACCCACGUCACAGAUCCACUGAUAGGGCGAAAGAAACCAGUGUCAGCCACCCCCAAGGAGAUGGAGUGGGCACAGAUGGCCUGUCAUCGCUGUCUGGUCUACCUUGGAGAUCUAGCGCGCUACCAAAACGAGCUUGCAGGAGUGGAGGCUGAGCAGCUGGCAGAGAGGUUUUACCAUCAGGCAUUGUCAGUUAUGCCACACGUAGGAAUGCCUUUUAACCAACUGGGCACACUGGCAGGGAGCAAGUUCUACAAUGUUGAAGCAACUUACUACUACCUACGCUGCAUUCAAUCAGAUGCCCCCUUUGAGGGCGCCUACGGCAACCUGAAGCGCCUGUUUGACAAAGCUGCCAAGAUGUAUCAUCAAGUAAAGAAACAGGAAAUGAAGAAGUUGUCUCCCUCUCGACAAAGAUCGAAAGACAUUAAGCGGCUCCUGGUGAGCUUCAUGUAUCUGCAGAGCCUGCUGCAGCCCAAGAACAGCCUGAUGGAAACGGAGCUGACUUCACUCUGCCAGUCGGUGCUGGAAGACUUCAACUUGGUGAUGUUCUACCUGCCACCGCCAACACAUGGCGGUGCUCACCACACCCCUAGUGAGGAGGAAGAGGAGCAGCAGCAGCACAGUGACAGCUCCUAUCCUGUGCUGCCUGACAACCUAAUCUUCAAAAUGGUGGUCACAUGUCUGAUGGUAGUGCACAGCCUUAAGAGAGGAGGUUCAAAGCAGUACAGUGCAUCCAUAGCAUUCACUCUGGCCCUCUUCUCCCACCUUGUAAACCACGUCAACAUCCGGCUUCAGGCUGAACUGGAAGAAGCAGAGAGUCAGGUGCCUCCACUUCAGACUGACGCUGCAGAUGAUCUGGACAUGAAGGAUCUGACAGCUGCACCGAAAGAUCCCUCUGGUGAAAGGCCUUUGCAAAAUGGUUCCCUGGAGCAAGAGGAUGAGGAGGAUAAGGAUGAAGAUGGCUCUGAAAGGGUUGCAGCCAACAAGCACAGCAGCAUAGAAGAACAACGCAAGAUGAACGAAGAGAAGCAGAGGCAGAAGAAGAAGUACAGCCGCCUUUGUCGACUCCGCCGUCGCCGCUGUGCUCGCAAAGACGGUCACGGAGAGGAUGAAAGUGACUUGAGCGAAGGCUUCGAGAGUGAAGAAGAAGAAGAUGACGAUGAAGAAAGAGGGGGCCGUGCUGAUUCAACAGGUGGGACCACAACAGGAACGCCAGUCAACUCGUUAUCUGUGAAGAAGGAGCCCAAGAGAGAUGCCUUGGGCGAGGAGGGCAGCUGGGGAAGCGGCUCUGAGGAGGAGGAGGAAGGAGGAACAGCAUUUGAUGUAGAAACUGAUUCAGACAUGAACAGUCAAGAGUCUCGCUCAGACCUAGAAGACAUAGAGGACACGGAAAACUCAGAGGGUCAUGCCCGGGAGCACCAGGAUGAUGAAGAUGAGGACCAACCAAAGGAAGGCGGAGGAGAGAGGGAUACCACCGACACCCCUCCGACCACUAAUGGGCCUCUCAUGUCCAGUGACUCCAGCAUUAGCAGUAACCUGCAGGCCAUGUCUUCUCAGCUCUUCCAGGCUAAGAGAUGCUUUCGCCUGGCGCCAACAUUCAGUAACAUGCUUUUAAGGCCUCAUGCUUCGUCUUCCCCGAGUAUUCCAACCCCCACUGACAGCUCAGCUCCCCCCUCCCAAGAGACUCCUCCUCCUCCUCCUCCUCCUCCUGGAGAUUCCCCCUGUGAAAUGAACCCCAGUACUGCCAAUGGAACCAGUGAAAAUGACUUGGACUCUGAUUCGGAAGAAAGUCAACACAGCACUGAGUCAGUACAUAGUGAAAAAACCCUCUUAGAGAAACUGGAGAUUAUGACCAAUCAGGGGUUAAUCCAGGUUGUUAAGGUGUUUCUUGACUGGCUACGGACAAAUACCGAUAUUAUCCUCAUGUGUGCGCAGAGUUCUCAAAGCCUGUGGAACCGACUGUCUGUGCUGCUGAACCUGCUACCAGAUGGCAGCAAGAUGCUCGAGGCUGAGCUCAGUCUGAACGCUGAAGUGACAGAGUUGUUAAAUGAGUGUGAGCGACCGGAUUUGGUCCAGAGUCUGCUGCUGCCUGAGGAUCUGGCUCUGCGACACCUGCCUGCUCUCAGUCUAGCCCACCGCCGCCUUGACUUUUCCCGGCGCAACCCCUCCCUCAGUCCCCUACAAGAGUGUGUGGUACGAGUGUGUUGUAUUCGCAGCUUUGGCCACUUCCUGACAAGUCUCCAAGGCAACGUGCUGCACUUUAACCCAGAGGCGGGCAUCUUCACCAGCGUUAGUCAGUCCAAACAGGAUAAUCUGGUGCAGCAGGCCAAGGCCCAGUUUCGUAUGGCUGAAGAGGAGGCUCGUCGAAAUCGAUUAAUGAGGGACAUGGCCCAGCUUCGACUACAGUUGGAGGUGUCACAGCUAGAGGGCAGCCUUCAGCAGCCUAAAGCCCAGUCAUCCAUGUCUCCCUACCUGGUGCCAGACACAGCUGCUCUGUGCCAGCAUCUGAACCUCAUCCGGCAGCUGGCUGGUAGCGGCUGCUUUAUCAUCAUCAUCCCACGAACAGUGAUUGAUGGACUUGACAGGUUAAAGAAGGAAAAUGCUGGUGCGAGGGAUGGAAUCCGCUUCCUGGAGUCUGAAUUUCGUAAAGGCAACAGAUACAUCCGCUGCCAGAAGGAGUCGGGUCGAAGUUUUGAGAGAGAUAAGCUGAAGCGGCAGGACAUCGAAGCCUGGCAUCUGUACAAGAUGGUGGAUAGUUGCCGUCAGCUAACAGUCUCCCAGAGCAACGGAGAUGAAGAUACAGCCGGUAUGGUGACCAUUCUUACAGGCCAUGAAGUAGAGGAGCUUUGCUCUCGGUCAGCAGCGAUGAAGGCGGCGAUCCAGGCGGCUGGCUCAGCAGGUAUGGAGCUGAAGAACAUCGUGGAGUUCUACCGUCAGUGGAAGGAGAUUGGCUGAGAGGUCAAAAGGGGGGCAGCUGUCGGCGCUGCGAACAGCUGAUCGAUCACAACACUCGCUCCCUCUCUCUUUCUCCCACUCUUUUGCUCUGUGUGUAUCUGCGUCUCCAAAGGCAAAAAAACAACUCAAAAGAAAGCUGGAUCGAGGAGUUAAAAAGCUUAGAGGGUUGGAAAAGUAAAUAGUGGAGUUAAAAAAAUUUUUUUUAAAGUAACUAAAAAAAGAGAAAGGCGGGCGAAACGACGCUAUAAGAAACAGCAGAUCUCCCACUCCUAAUCCUAAACAUAAAGAGUGACCCCUAGUGGUCGAGGUGAGGAAAUGGCGGGAUGACGCUACACAAUUUUAAGUGUCCCUGGUUCACUCCCUAACCAGGAAUACACUGUAUAUGUUAGCAAACGAGUACAUACGUGUUGAGAGAAACGGCGAGCACACAAACACAUUCAAGCUGAAUCCAUAUAGAUAUUUAGAGCAGUGGUUUGGAUUUCCGUUCCCUUUUUCCCCUUUCCCUUCAGUCUGUAUUUGAGAAGCAGGGUCAAGAAUGUGCGAGUCUGGUGGGGCUGUGUUUUUGUAAAGUCAAGGCUGUAUGACGACAGCUUUGAGACAGAGAAAACGUGCUCUGUUCACCUGACGCUCGAGGCUUCCAGCCCUCAUCUCGUAGCUCGUCAGCCUCUAGGAAGGGUUGAGGAAGACUUCUCUGGGAGCGGUUUCUUUCCUAUGUGGCUUUUUUUUUGGUUUUGUUUUUCUUUAUUUGCAGUGUACUUUUGUGACCAGUGACUUAUGUAUUGUGCUAUCUCAGUAUGAGAAAAGGAAAAAAAACACAUGACAGGCGUUGGCCUGUUAAAGGUUUUAAUUUGGAUUUUAUUUUUGUACCCAAAUAAUGUUGUUUAUUUUGCUUUUUCUAAGCUAAAUCUGAAUGAUAUAUGCAAGAAUGUUUAAGGGAAAAGAAAGGGGUUGCUGUCGUGCGUGGAUCAACUAAACAAGUCCUUCAGUUCUGAAAAUUAAAAGGAGCCUAGAAUCUAUUUAUCGAGGUGUAACGUUAGUGUAAGGAGGGUAGCUAGAAGCCGAUUGGCCUCGUGUUGUAGCUAGUCGUUAUGGAGGCUAAGAAAAGAGAAGGAGCUAGCUGGCUUUUCCCCGAGGAAGGUGGGACCCCUGUAAACUCCUAAAAUGUACCCCAUCUACAUCACCAUUUCCAUAGUGACUGUCCCAUCUUGCACUGUGCAAAAGAAAACCAGUAUAUGUGUGUGGCCAUGCAUUGAACAAUAAAAAGAAACUCUCAA
Molecule: messenger RNA, 5022 nt
Organism: Pelmatolapia mariae (spotted tilapia)
Lineage: Eukaryota; Metazoa; Chordata; Actinopteri; Cichliformes; Cichlidae
Gene: smg5
Product: SMG5 nonsense mediated mRNA decay factor
Exons: 22
Coding region: 377-3748 (1123 amino acids)
Biological process (GO): nuclear-transcribed mRNA catabolic process, nonsense-mediated decay
Cellular component (GO): telomerase holoenzyme complex
Molecular function (GO): telomerase RNA binding; telomeric repeat DNA binding; protein binding
Source: RefSeq, a predicted model, not a curated record